AUGGCGGCAGAGAAAGAAAUUGACCGCCUGGCUGUGCUUGUAUGCGAAGAGGAGAGGGAGGUGGGUUCGGCGGUUUCUUUGAACGGACGGUUGGUGGGGGGCCAGGAUGUCCGUCAGACUGUGGGUACGCAGGAUUUGGCUCGAGUGGAAGGUGAAAAUCAGCCACGGGACAAGGCUCUGGCAGUUACAUAUGAGAUCACGGGGACUGCUGUGGAGUCCCAGGGGGCUGCAUCGGAAAAAUCAAUGGGGGGGUUGCUGCAUGGGAAAGAGGCCUUACAGGAUCUGAGACUUGUUGACAGCAUUUGCAUUGAGUUAUCUGGGGACGGGAGGACUAGGGAUGUGAUGGUCGCAGAGGACGAGUCAUCCUCUAUGGAGGAGAGUGAUGACAGUGCAGAAGGGAGUGGGAUGGAGCUACCGCAGGUGGCAGGCAACUUGUCGCCAAGGUUUGUGUUUAGGCGUGAGACAAGUCCGAAUACCUCUCUUGUGGAGUUAAAUGUUGAUCCUCUUGUGGAGGAGGUCAAGAGUGGCAAAAGAAGAAAAGGGAAAGGCUUGCGUGCUCGGUUCAAAUCGGACAGACAAUUACGGUCCUUAAAUACCAACAUUAGCUCAUCCCAGCACGGUGUUCAGUUUGUGGCCAUUUCUGAGCCAAAAUUGGAUGCUUCUAGAUUGGAGUCUAUUCGUUUGAAAUUAUCCUUUGAUUAUGCUCUUGUAAAUGAGUCCGAGGAUUUGUGGAUUUUUUAUAGUUCCCCUUUCGUUUGUUCGGUGGUGGGCUCUUCCUCACAGCACAUUUCGCUGCAUAUUCAUCACCCAUGGCUUCCGAGACCGAUGGUUUUCUCAUUUGUGCAUGCGCUGUGCUCAGUUGAGGGACGGAGGGGCUUAUGGGAGAAACUUUUAUCUGAUAAGCCUUCAUCACUGCCUUGGUUCAUUGGGGGGGAUUUUAACGUUAUUGUGGGUGCAAAUGAGAAGCGAGGGGGGAGGCCUUUUUCGGUUUCUGAAGGUUUAGAGUUCUUGGCUUUCAUGGAGGAGGCCGAGGUUUUCGAUGUUGGGUUCUCAGGCCAGAGUUUCACAUGGUGCAAUAACCGGAGAGGUAGGGCAAGAAUUUGGAAGCGGCUAGAUAGGAUGCUUAUUAAUGGGGCAUGGGCUGAGGGGUCAUCGGUAAUCUCAGUUGUGCAUCUUCCGAGACACCCGUCGGAUCAUGCUCCUCUGAAAGUGUCCUUUUCUUCAAGGCUUGAUAAUGGGCCGCGGCCAUUCCGUUUUUUGAAUGCAUGGACAUCCCAACCACGCCUACUGGAGGUCAUUAGAGGAGCUUGGGAACCGACGACUCAAGGGUCACCACUACGAGUGUUGUGUUCAAAGUUACUUGCAACUCGGAGGGCGAUUCAGCACUGGAAUAAACUGCAUUUCGGUAACAUUGGGUCGGCUGUUAACGAAGCGGAGGAUCGACUGGAAAGGCUAGAGGGUGACACGAGAUAUGGAGGCUCUAAUGGGGAGAACGAGGAGAUACAUCAAGCGCAAGCAGAAUUAAAUCGGGCUCUGACGAUUGAGGAACAGUUUUGGAGGCAAAAAGCGUGGGUCAAGUGGCUCAGUGCUGGGGAUAGAAACACGAGGUAUUUUCAUGCGGUGGUCAAGCAAAGGAGAGUACAAGGAGCGAUUCAUCGGGUGAAGACAACAGCGGGGACAUGGGUGGACAGGGACAAAGAUAUAGCAAGGGAGGCGGUCGAGUAUUUUUCCGAUCUUUUCUCAGGGUCUUUGGAUUUCAAUCCGGGGGACUUGGGACAUUUAAUCCCGCCAAUAGUUUCGACUGCUGAUAACGCUUUGUUAGCAGAGGCCCCAGACAUGGAGGAAGUUCGACGAAUAGUGUUUGACAUGGACGGCGAGAGCGCUGCUGACCCGGACGGCUUCACAGGCAAGUUUUUCACGUUCGCGUGGGAUAUCAUUGCCCAGGACGUUCACAGAGCAGUGCUGAGUUUUUUCUGUGGAAGUGAGUUGCCUAAGUUCAUUACUUCCACCUCGAUAGUGCUGAUCCCUAAACAGGCGAAUCCCCAGGAUUUCUCGAAGUUCAGACCGAUCAGCCUCUGCAAUUUCUUUAACAAGGUCUUGUCAAGGAUUUUGGUGGGUCGGCUGGCCUCGGUAGUGUCGAAAUUUAUUUCCCCCCAGCAGACGAGAUUUGUUAAAGGCCGGUCUAUAACAGAUAAUUAUUUGCUGGCUCAAGAAUUGAUAAGGGGUAUUGGUAAGAAGGUGCGAGGGGGAAACGUAGCGUUAAAACUGGACAUGACUAAGGCUUAUGAUCAGAUGUCCUGGGGGCACAUUAUUUUCAUGUUGCGUGCGUUUGGGUUUGGGGAGACGGUGAUUGAUCUGGUAUGGAGGCUCAUCUCCAAUGUCUGGUUCUCCAUUAUUAUUAAUGGUAAGUCUCACGGGUUUUUCAAAUCAAGUGGGGGAUUACGUCAGGGGGACCCGUUGUCCCCAGUUUUGUUCAUUAUUGGGUCGGAAAUGUUGUCGCGGGGGUUAAAUGCCCUAGCCUUUCAGCAUAUCGGGUAUAGAGGCUUCCCAAGUUGUCCUGCUGUGACGCACCUUGCUUUCGCGGAUGACGUGCUCAUCUUUACCAAUGGGUCGGCUCCGGCCUUGAAGCGUACUAUGCAAGUGCUCGAGGCAUACCAGCAAUCCUCAGGCCAACUGGUAAAUGAUCAUAAGAGUGGUUACAUGGUCCACAGGGGUACUUCACCAGCUAGACGACGGGUUAUUGAGCGGAUUACGUACUUUACGCGGCAGGAGUUUCCGAUUCGCUAUCUUGGUUUCCCGUUGUACACGGGUAGAUGCAGAGCUGCAUACUUUGGAGAAGUGUGUCAGGCAGUGGUAGCUCGGAUCAUUUCGUGGAAAUCUAGGAUGUUAUCACAGGGGGGCAGGUUAGUGUUGAUAAAGCAUGUGCUCUCAUCUAUCCCGGUGCAUUUAUUGUCGGCUGCGGUGUGUUCCGUGUCAGUUUUUAAGCGAAUUGAACAGGCUUGCGCAAACUUCUUAUGGGGAGCUACAGGGGAAGGAAAGAAGCUUCAUUGGAUUAGAUGGUCUCAGUUAUGCCUCCCGGUUGAGGAGGGGGGUGCGGGGUUCAGGAGGCUUUGGGAUGUAUACGAAGCUUUCUCGUGCAAACUAUGGUGGAAUUUUCGGACAGGUACAUCGCUUUGGGCAGACUAUAUCCGAGCAAAGUAUUGCAGGGGUCUCCACCCCUGCCAGGUGGAGUUGAGAAGCUCUGAUUCACCGACUUGGCGGCGAAUGUUAAAUAUCAGUCGUCAGGUAGAGGUGGGCAUGGUUUGGAUGGUGAACGGGGGGACUUGUCACUUCUGGUAUGAUAAUUGGCUUGGCGAUGGAGGCCUGUUUAUUAAGGUUCCGGUACACCAAACAGUCACCUUCAGGGAUUUCGUCAUAAAUGGGGAAUGGGAUGUCCAGGCGCUUGGCCAAUUUCUCCCGAGGCAUCUCACCUAUCAGAUAAAGCAUCAUCCAGUUCCGAGGGGAGAAGGGCAGGAUGAGGUGUUCUGGAGUUCGACAGCUUCAGGAAGGUUCACGUUAGCAUCUGCAUUUGACAAUGUCCAUCAGGCUAGCGCGGUUUCAGUGAUCCACGGUCAGGUUUGGCAUCCUCAAAUCCCGUUGAAGAUUUCGUUCAUCAUGCUGCGGCUGCUUAUCGGAAAGCUGCCUAUAACUGAUGCCUUGUGGAGGGUGGGCGUCCAGUUGGCUUCGAAGUGUUUAUGCUGCCCUGAGGGGGCGGUGGAGCUGCUGGAGCAUGUAUUCUCGGCCGGGAAAGUUGCGAUGGAAGUUUGGAGCUAUUUCGGUAACAUCUGCGGGAUUGCUCGACAUGGUUCAGAUGUUCGAGCAUGGAUGAUGUCUUGGUGGGUGUCGAAGCCCAGGUCGAAGAGACGACAGGUUGUGUUCACUAUUUUGCCCGUUUUCAUUUGUUGGCACAUCUGGAAGGCUCAGAAUAAAGCGCACUUUGAAGGUAUUCAAAUGUGUGUGUCAAGAGUUUGUCGUGACGUGCUUAUCGACGUGAAGGCCGUGGUGGAGGCUCAGUUCGGCCAGCGGUUGGAAUUACUUACGAUGCCCCAGUUAUAUGAGUGGUCUCGACAUCAAGCACCCCGUUUUAGGUAUCAGGUAGUGGGAUGGAAGGCGACGGCAGCUCAUUUGCUAACGCUAAACACAGAUGGGUGUUCCAAGGGGAAUCCAAGAGUGAGUGGUGGCAGAGGGAUAUUACGGGAUGCAGCGGGGUCUCUCUGUUUUGCCUUCUCGGCGUACUUUGGGGAAGCAUCGAGUCUGCGGGCAGAAGCUUUGGCACUGGUAACGGGGCUACGUUUGUGCGGGCAGAAGGGGUUUACCAACGUCAGUAUACAGGUCGAUUCCUUGGUCCUGGUGGGGAUUCUCCAGCGUCGUCUGCUGUGCCCGUAG
This is a messenger RNA of Coffea arabica (coffee), 4425 nucleotides long. RefSeq lists its product as uncharacterized. Lineage: Eukaryota; Viridiplantae; Streptophyta; Magnoliopsida; Gentianales; Rubiaceae. Gene Ontology annotation, molecular function: nucleic acid binding; RNA-DNA hybrid ribonuclease activity. The record is from RefSeq and is a predicted model, not a curated record.